CGAGCCGAGCCAAGCCAAGCCAAGCAGAGGGAGGAAGGCGGGGGUCGUGGAAAAGGCUCCGUGCCGCUGCGCUCAUCCCGGCGCGGCUCGGGAACACGGUGAGAGACUGGCACGGACUAAAGUUAUCCCGGAAUAAGGCUGCACGCAUGUGCUGUCACCCCGGAUGUGAACAUGCCGGCCCGGCUCCCCACUAGCUCGCUCCGCCCGGCUGUAGCGGAUGGGCCGAGCCGAGCCGUGCCGUGCCGAGCCGUGCCAGGCGCGGUGGCGGCGGCCGUACGUGGCCACCGAAGGGCCAGGACGGGCAGGAACCGUGAGAGAACGGGUGCGAGAGGCUCCUCCGGCCAACGGGCAGCCCCGAGGGGUCGGGCAGCGACCCCCGGCACGGCCCGGCACGGCCCCUCUCGGCCCGGGGCGCCGAGAGCCGGGGGGAGGGGCGAGCCCGCGGCCCCGGGAGGGAUGGAUUUUCGAGGGAAGAAGUACGAGCGCGGCAGCAACUGGUCGGACCCCGAGGUGGUGGAGCUGCUCCAGCUGUGGGCAGACGAGUCGGUGCAGCUGGAGCUGGAGAGCUGCCUGCGCAACCAGCACGUCUUCAACCGCAUCGCCGAGGUGCUCCGUGAGAAGGGCAUCCACCGCACCGGGGACCAGUGCCGCGAGAAGAUCAAGAAGAUGAAGCUGGAGUACCGGCGCAUCAAGGACAACAGCAAGACCCCGCGGGGCGGCCGCACCUGGAAGUUCUACGACGUGAUGGACCGAGUGCUCAACAACCGACCAGCACUGGCCUACGGGCCCAUGGGCGGCGGUGUGAUGGCCAGCCAGGUGCUGCCGGGCAGCAUGGUGGAUGGCUACCACCACCAGUUCGCUGCCCCUGUCCUGCCCUUCGGGCACUCCCAGCACCCCGAACUGAUGGAGAUCAAAUGCGAGGAGGUGAAUUCUGACGAGCACUGCCUGAGUCCAGAGCCCCCGGCAGCCAUUUCUUACCAGCAGGGUUGCCCUGAAGAGCACGAGAUAGAGAGAGCCUUCCUGGAAAGGGCCCAGAAUGACUCUCCCAUCUCCAGGGUGGAGAUCCCCAUUGAAACCAGUGUUUCACCUUCAGGUUUCAGUGAGCCCAGCAUGGCCAACUCAUCCCGGAUGCAGAACGCAGUUCCUCGGCCCAGCUUCUCCGCCUUGCACCGCCUGCGGAAGAAGCGGAAAGGCCAGCGCGUGAAGGACCCACUCGACGACCUCCUGCUGAAGACUCUGACGUCACAGCGGGCCAUGGAGGAGCGUUUCUUGCAGAUGGAGGAGCGGCGGUUCCAGCGGGACCUGGACGUGGAGGAGCGGCGGAUGCAGCUGGAGCAGCGGCGCUUUGAGCUGGAGCGGGAGCACGAGUUCCGCAUGUUCAACGUUUUCGCCCAGAUGCUCAGCAUCCUGAAGCGGAGCCACGGCGGCGCAUCCCCUUCCCCGGCAGUGCCUCGAGGCCUGGACUUCAGCCAAAUGCUGUCGGAACUGACGGGCCGGGUGGGAGGAGGCGACCAGCAGGGGCCGAGGGCCGGAGGGCUGGCCGCGAGCCGGGGUGACAUAAGUGGCUUUUGCCCUCCGGAGGGGUUCCGGCGCAGCCCGUAUCUCUCCGCUCGCGGUAACGUCGCCAACAUCUUCCGGGGCUCUGACGACGAGGGGUACAAAGCGUACCACGCUGACAAGUAUGAUGAAGACACGAACCCCAACGGUAUAAUUAAUUUUGGCACCAGUGAGAAUAAGCUCUGCUUUGACCUGAUGUCCAAACGGCUGACACAGACCGAUAUGAACCUCAUGGAGCCGCUGCUGCUUCAGUAUCCUGACUGGAAGGGACACAUGUUUUUACGGGAGGAAGUGGCUCGAUUUUUGACCUAUUACUGCAAGGCCCCUGCACCUCUUAAGGCAGAAAAUGUGAUCGUUCUGAACGGUUGUGGCUCUUUGUUUUCUGCAUUAGCUACAGUCCUGUGUGAUCCAGGGGAAGCUGUUCUGAUUGCUACUCCUUUUUAUGGUAGCAUCACCCAGAGCGUCUUCCUGUAUGGCAACGUCAAGCUGGUGUAUGCCUAUUUAGACAGCAAGAUUACUGGAACAAGCACUCGGCCGUUCCAGCUUACUGUGGAAAAACUGGAAAAGGCCUUGCAGGAUGCCCAGGCAGAGGGUGUAACUGUAAGGGCCUUAAUUCUUCUGAAUCCCCAGAAUCCCCUUGGGGAUGUCUACUCCUUGUCAGAGCUACGGGAUUACCUGGAAUUUGCUAAAAGACACGAAUUGCAUGUGAUAGUAGAUGAGAUCUACAUGCUGUCAGUUUUUGAUGAAUCAGCCACGUUUCACAGUGUCCUGGGCAUGGACAGAUUGCCUGAUCCACAGAGGACUCACGUGAUGUGGGGAAUAAGUAAGGAUUUUGCUGUCUCUGGGAUUCGUUUUGGUACUUUGUAUACAGAGAACCAAGAUGUUGCUAAUGCAGUGGCUUCUUUGUGUUAUUUCCAUGGGGUCUGUGGACCAGUCCAGCACAAAGUUGCACAGCUACUUAGGGACAGAGAAUGGAUCAACCAGGUAUACCUGAGAGCCAACCAUGCCCGCCUGAAAGCUGCCCAUACGUAUGUGACAGAUGAGCUGAAGACACUUGGGGUUCCUUUCCUCAACCGUAAUGCAGGCUUCUUUGUCUGGAUUGAUUUCCGAAAGUACCUUAGGACAGGAACAUUUGAGGAGGAGAUGCUGCUCUGGAGGCGUUUUCUUGAUAACAAGGUCCUCCUGUCGUGUGGCAAAGCCUUUGAGUGCAGUGAACCUGGAUGGUUCCGCAUCAUCUUUGCUGACAAGACCCACCGGCUACAGCUGGGUAUGCAGCGGAUCCGCAAGGUUUUGGAAGAACGAGAGCAGGAGAUAAUGUCUGAGGAAAAGGAGCAGCCUUGUCAGUCAGAUCAGGAUGGCAAAGCAGAUAGCACAGAUGAAGUCAUUUUCGUAUCCCGCCACCAGGAAUCUUCCUGUGCUGGUAGUUCCAAUCUCAGUGACCUUAUUGGCCUCCUGCAGCAGCAGAUGCGUUCAUCUGAUUGGCUACAGAAAAAUACAGCAGAACAGCUUGCAUAGAAAAAGCCAGAGAUGUACAGCAUGUUCAACAAACUCAUGGGAAAGCAGUAGGGGCCAGUGUACCUUUAGGCAUGUUCUUGAGCACUAAUGGCCCUGGGCCCCUAACAGCAGCUCAGCAUUGACUUCCAGCAAAUAAUAUAUUUUCUGUAUAGCAAGAAAAUCACUUUGUAAAACCCCUCCUCUACCCCACUUGAUGUCUCUGAUUUGUAUUAUAUAGGUGAUUUCCUUGGAUUGGGGUGAGGGUAGGGAAUGAUGGGGGUUUUGUUCACCUGCUGCCCCUCAUCCUGCUGCAUCAUUGUAUUUUGUAUUUCAUUUCUAAUGAAUAUGCUCUUAACUCUCUUAUAAGG
Molecule: messenger RNA, 3419 nt
Organism: Tympanuchus pallidicinctus (lesser prairie-chicken)
Lineage: Eukaryota; Metazoa; Chordata; Aves; Galliformes; Phasianidae
Product: 1-aminocyclopropane-1-carboxylate synthase-like protein 1
Exons: 15
Coding region: 172-3072 (966 amino acids)
Biological process (GO): biosynthetic process; amino acid metabolic process
Molecular function (GO): transaminase activity; pyridoxal phosphate binding
Source: RefSeq, a predicted model, not a curated record